AUGCACCUCAACCUGCUCCCGCCGUCAUGGUCGUCCUCGUCGUCGUCGAAGACGACAGCCGUCCUGGACCUGCUUGAACCCUGGUCGUUGUUACACUAUUCCUACUAUGAUCCGUCCUGGAACACAGAGAUCCCUCCUGAGCUGCAGCUGACACCAAUCUCCGGGUAUCUCGAGAGGCCUGAUGAAGAGAGUGGAAUAAUGGAAGACGAUGAUGACGACGGCGAGGAAGAUGGUGGGGGUUAG
This is a messenger RNA of Miscanthus lutarioriparius, 243 nucleotides long. The record is from the annotation of a GenBank genome assembly. Lineage: Eukaryota; Viridiplantae; Streptophyta; Magnoliopsida; Poales; Poaceae.